AUUCCUUAAGCCGGUGAACAGAGACGAAGUCCCUGACUAUUACAACGCUAUUACUUCGCCAAUGGAUUUGUCAACCAUAGAAGAGAGACUAGAUAGCGAUUUAUAUGCUGCUCCGAAAGACCUGGUUGCUGAUCUGAAGUUGAUUUUUAGCAACUGCCGGCAGUACAACGACGCAACAACGGUGUACACCAAAUGUGCGGUCAGGCUGGAGAAGUUCAUGUGGAGUCUAAUCAAGGAGAUUCCGGAGUGAUUUGAUCUGCUCGAGAAGUAAUUAGCAAUUCAGUUGGGAGUUAAUUUUGUGGCUGAAUGAAGAGAGGAUUUGGCAAAGCUGAAAUCCAACACUGGCGGGUUUGGGUGUCCACACGUCAUCACGUAUGCGACCAGGAAUCAGUAUAUUGCUG
Molecule: messenger RNA, 401 nt
Organism: Truncatella angustata
Lineage: Eukaryota; Fungi; Ascomycota; Sordariomycetes; Amphisphaeriales; Sporocadaceae
Product: Bromodomain-containing protein
Exons: 1
Coding region: 62-250 (62 amino acids)
Biological process (GO): chromatin remodeling; positive regulation of transcription by RNA polymerase II
Cellular component (GO): histone acetyltransferase complex
Molecular function (GO): histone H3 acetyltransferase activity; protein binding
Source: RefSeq, a predicted model, not a curated record